AUGGCUCAACUUGUCGUCGAGCAGGAGCCCACGAUCAUCGGCUUGUACGGCUUACCAGGCUCCGGAAAGUCCACGAUUCUGGACAACCUUCGAGCCGAUCCCAGCUACAGCAAUUUCCUGAUCAUCGAAGGCUCAGCAGUCAUCGCCAAACUCGUCGAGGGAGGUCUAGAUGCUUUCAAACGGCUCGGCGAGCACGAAAAGGACAGCAUCCGCCGUGGAGCCACCGAGAAGAUCAGAGAUGAGUGUCUGGAGCAGAACAAAAAUGCCGUCGUUGCCGGUAAUUUCUCGUUCUGGAAUGAUGUUGCCCGAGACUACGCUGAAGUGUGGACGGAUUCGGAUGCGAAGGUCUUCACGCAUGUCAUCUAUUUGGCUGUUGAUGGCGAGAAAUUGGCGGGAUUUGUUGAGCAGGAUGAGAGUCGACCUGACCGAGGACUCAAGCCCGCCGAUCAACUGGACUACUGGAGGGACGAGGAGAUCAGUCAGUUGAAGAAGCACUGCGCUGACAACAGCAAGGAUGUCAUGUUCAAGACUGUGACGCAAGGGAUGAACUCGACGUUAGACGAAGUGAAGCAGUUGAUAGACGGCAGGAAUCACGAUGAGAAGUCCAACCGUGACAGAGUGGCGGCCACACUGAAAGCUGCUCUCGAGCCCCUGUCUCCUGCACUGGACGCAGUCCUGCUCAUCGACGGCGACAAAACUCUGGCACCGCACGACACUGGCGCUCUACUCCAGAAACAAAUCAUAGGCCCAGGCCCACGCAAAGAUCCUCUGCCAGGUAUCUUCAACACCCACGGCUACACUUUCACGGGAUUCCGCGAAGCUGCCAUGGAGUAUGAGAAGGAGGGCAGCGAUGCUCACUUCAUCGGGGAGUGUGAGAAGGUCGUCCGGCGUGUCAAGAUGCACCCGGAAUUUGUGUAUCUACUGCAACAAGUCGCUGGCUCACAAUCGGUCAGGGCGCUCGUCGUGACGUCUGGCCUUCGUAUCAUCUGGGAGCGUGUCUUGGAGCAGGCUGAAUUGUCUCAUGUCGUCAGGGCCAUCGGUGGUGGACGAGAGAAAGACUACGUCGUCACGCCCAAGAUCAAAGCCAUGAUUGCACGGGUUCUGAAAGAGAAUGGCCUCUACGUUCUUGCUUUGGGCGACAGUGUGAUCGACUUGCCAAUGCUGCUGCAGGCGGAUGAGGCUAUUGUAGUCACUGGAGAUGAGAAGAGCCGCAGCAAGUCCAUGGAGGUUGAGGUGAAGAGAGCUAUCGCUAAAGACUGUCUUCAGGCACGACAGAUCUUGUUGCCGCCCACGGUAUCUGCAAGGCUAGACGGAGAAAAGCUGCCACACAUUCGACUCGAGGACUUGAGCGUCACCAAUGCCCUAUUCGGCACCUUUGAGCAUGUUGAAGCAACCGGCAAAACCGCCGCCAAACUCCUCAUGACACCGAACCGAGACGCCGCGGUCCACGGCCCAGCCCUCAGAGAAGCCCAUCGCAACGUCGGCCGCUACCUCGCCACCGAAUAUCUCUCCGAAUACCUGGGACUGCAACAAUACCAGACGCAGCAUGUUCAACCAGGCAAAUCAGCAGACGGCUACCGCCUCUUCCACGAAAAGAUAACCCUCCUCAUCCCUCUCAUGCGCCGCGGCGAACCCAUGGCCUUCGGAGUCAGCGACAUCUUCCUCCUCGCAGCAUUCCUGCACGCAAAACAACCCGCAGACAUCGAGAAGAAGCAUCUUCGAGGCAUGGCGAACGCCAUUCUCGUAGACGGCGUGGUCAACUCAGGCGACUCCCUUGUCGAGUUCAUCAAGCGUGUCCGGGAGCUGCGUCCGAGUGUUAGGAUUGUGGCGUUGAGUGGUGUGACUCAGGAGGAUGCUGUGAAGAAUUUGCCGGGCAAGCUGGCGGGGUGUGGUGGUGUUACGCUCUUUUCGUUGAGGACUUCGGAGAAUAAGUUCACGGGCAAGGGUGGGACGGAUACGGGGGCGAGGUUGUUUGGGACGACUGAGAUGGAGUGA
Messenger RNA from Zasmidium cellare ATCC 36951, 1995 nucleotides. RefSeq lists its product as uncharacterized. The record is from RefSeq and is a predicted model, not a curated record. The transcript has a single exon. NCBI's taxonomy places the organism in Eukaryota, Fungi, Ascomycota, Dothideomycetes, Mycosphaerellales, Mycosphaerellaceae. Bases 1 to 1995 code for a protein of 664 amino acids.